Nomascus leucogenys (northern white-cheeked gibbon) is the source of this 5973-nucleotide messenger RNA. It is a transcript of the gene LMBR1, whose product is annotated as limb development membrane protein 1. Gene Ontology annotation, molecular function: transmembrane signaling receptor activity. Gene Ontology annotation, biological process: signal transduction. NCBI's taxonomy places the organism in Eukaryota, Metazoa, Chordata, Mammalia, Primates, Hylobatidae. The record is from RefSeq and is a predicted model, not a curated record.
GCCCCCGGCUGCGCGGCGCCCGCCCUCCCUCAGCCAGAGCUGCUCGUCUGAGGCUGCUGAGGCGGCGGCCGGUGUCGUGGUCGCGGUACCUGUUCCAACGCGGCUCGCGGGCCCGUGCUGGCCCCAGUCCCCGGCGCGGCUGUCCGAGCCCCUGCGGCGGGCGGGCGAUGGUGCGGCGGAGCGCGCGGACGCGGGCGGCGCGGCGGCGGGCAUGAAGGAGGAUGGAAGGGCAGGACGAGGUGUCGGCGCGGGAGCAGCACUUCCACAGCCAAGUGCGGGAGUCCACGAUAUGUUUCCUUCUUUUUGCCAUUCUCUACGUUGUUUCCUACUUCAUCAUCAGAAGAUACAAGAGAAAAUCAGAUGAACAAGAAGAUGAAGAUGCCAUUGUCAACAGGAUUUCGUUGUUUUUGAGCACGUUCACUCUCGCAGUGUCAGCUGGGGCUGUUUUGCUUUUACCCUUCUCAAUAAUCAGCAAUGAAAUCCUGCUUUCUUUUCCUCAAAACUACUAUAUUCAGUGGCUAAAUGGCUCCCUGAUUCAUGGUUUGUGGAAUCUUGCUUCCCUUUUUUCCAACCUUUGUUUAUUUGUAUUGAUGCCCUUUGCCUUUUUCUUUCUGGAAUCAGAAGGCUUUGCUGGCCUGAAAAAGGGAAUCCGAGCCCGCAUUUUAGAGACUCUGGUCAUGCUUCUUCUUCUUGCGUUACUCAUCCUUGGGAUAGUGUGGGUAGCUUCAGCACUCAUUGACAAUGAUGCCGCAAGCAUGGAAUCUUUAUAUGAUCUCUGGGAGUUCUAUCUACCCUAUUUAUAUUCCUGUAUAUCAUUGAUGGGAUGUUUGUUACUUCUCUUGUGUACACCAGUUGGCCUUUCUCGUAUGUUCACAGUGAUGGGUCAGUUGCUAGUGAAACCAACAAUUCUUGAAGACCUGGAUGAACAAAUUUAUAUCAUUACCUUAGAGGAAGAAGCACUCCAGAGACGACUGAAUGUGGGAGUGCUCUGUGCAGGGAAUCCAGAUGUUGCAAUAGGAAGGCAAGUGCCAGAAGAACAAGCUGGACAGCGACUUUUGGGAAAAUGGAUUCAGGAGGGAGGAGGCAUGACAGCAAACCCAUGGCUGUCUUCAUCGGUGGAAUACAACAUAAUGGAGUUGGAACAAGAACUUGAAAAUGUAAAGACUCUUAAGACAAAAUUAGAGAGGCGAAAAAAGGCUUCAGCAUGGGAAAGAAAUUUGGUGUAUCCCGCUGUUAUGGUUCUCCUUCUUAUUGAGACAUCCAUCUCGGUCCUCUUGGUGGCUUGUAAUAUUCUUUGCCUAUUGGUUGAUGAAACAGCAAUGCCAAAAGGAACAAGGGGGCCUGGAAUAGGAAAUGCCUCUCUUUCUACGUUUGGUUUUGUGGGAGCUGCACUUGAAAUCAUUUUGAUUUUCUAUCUUAUGGUGUCCUCUGUUGUCGGCUUCUAUAGCCUUCGAUUUUUUGGAAACUUUACUCCCAAGAAAGAUGACACAACUAUGACAAAGAUCAUUGGAAAUUGUGUGUCCAUCUUGGUGUUGAGCUCUGCUCUGCCUGUGAUGUCGAGAACACUGGGAAUCACUAGAUUUGAUCUACUUGGCGACUUUGGAAGGUUUAAUUGGCUGGGAAAUUUCUAUAUUGUAUUAUCCUACAAUUUGCUUUUUGCUAUUGUGACAACAUUAUGUCUGGUCCGAAAAUUCACCUCUGCAGUUCGAGAAGAACUUUUCAAGGCCCUAGGGCUUCAUAAACUUCACUUACCAAAUACUUCAAGGGAUUCAGAAACAGCCAAGCCUUCUGUAAAUGGGCAUCAGAAAGCACUGUGAGACACACAGACAGCAUCUUCUGCCACCAAGAGACCCGAGAACUCCAGACUCACAACAUUCCUGUCCCGUGUAGAAACAUUUCCAUUUCAACCUUGGCUCCUCUUCAGAACCUAGACCUAUCAGUGCCAUUUUUUUUUUCAUAAUCUACGAAGAACUUGGCUAUGGCUGAUCUUUUUUAAAUUUAACUUUCUGAUAGACCCUGUAGUUUCCAGUUAAAUGCAGAUUCCUUACAGACAUAUAGAACAGCGCAAUUUUCUGUAGACAUUUGCUCAUAUCGGUAAAUACAAUCAUCCAUAUGAAAAAAUUGUUUUCACCUGAUAUGAAAAUGUUAGAAGAGGCAAACUCUGGCACUUCUAAAGAUUUACUUAAAUCCUAUUAUAUACUUUAUUCAGAAUGUAGAAGCUGACCUGAAAGGCAUCCUUGGUACUAAGUGAAGCUUCUUCAGAAAAUGCAUUUUUCAAAUGCAAUAGGAACUGCUUGUAGAUAUCAUUAUUGCAGUGUGUGUUGGAGCUGUAAUGGUUGCAAUUAUGUUUCUUAUUUCCUUAAAAGCAAAAAGCAUAGUUUCUGAUUUAUGUUAUAGAAUGAUACUGAUUAGACUUUGAGCCAAGGGGAAAAUACUAAAUUCUUUUAAACCUGGAGCCUUAGAGAGCCACAGAAAUAUCUUCUGUUGUACAGUCUAAUAAGCUGUGGUAGGAAGUACCAUGUAAUCACAGUUUAAUGACAGUUUAUGUAUAUAAUUCAGUAUGCCCUCUGAUAACAUAGUUGCCAGUGUUUAUUACACUUGUAACUUGGAUUUUUGCCUUAUAGGCUAUAUGUAUACUCAGUUUUUUAAAGCAUUUUUUUCAGAGAUCACUUAAUUCCCCGUGCUUCUGUAAUGCUUAUAAAAAGUAUAAAUGCUGAGUGGUAGAAACUCCUCUUUCCUCAUAGUCCUCAGGCUUUGGUUACUUUUGCAUAUGCCAUUUGAAGCCUCCAGCUUUUACCAGUUUAACAUCCAAAGUUCACAGCAUCAGCAUUCAUGGUGUAAGAACAGUUUUGUAGUAUAACACGAUCUGAUAAUCAUUCAGUUAUUAAAUUGUAAAUAAUUAUUGGGAUGGUUUCUUGGCUUUAAGUCUACUGAAUAAAAACUAUGAAACUGCACUCUGUGUUAACCAUCCACUAGGAUAGAAUACUGAAAACUGUGCAUGCAAAAAUAGGAGAUGGGCCCAUUUGCACACAAUUCGUAGUUAUGCAAUCUACUAUAUAAAUAUGUUCACAUGCACUAUGUGUAUGAAAAUAGAUUGUCUGUGUUCAGACAAAAGUAAAACAUUUUUUUCAAAUUGUUACAUUUAAAGGUUUUCUAGGAGAAAUUUAUGAAAAACAGGCUGUGUCUAUUUGACAUCAGAAAUUUCCACUUAAACCAAAAUAAUAAGAAACUUUAAUCUGUAUAUUUACAAUCUUCGUUGAGCACACUUCCCCCUUAUUUAUACAUCUGCAUUUCCUUCUGAGCUUCACAUCUUUGUAAAAUGCAGCUUGGUUUUAAAAUAAAAGAAUAUUCAUUUUGUGAUUCUAAAGAACCUUCAGUAAAUACCACCAGUAUAGUACUGGUGAAUUUCUCAGCAUAAAAUCGACAUACCUAAAAAGUUAAUAAAAUUCAGCUCUUUUCCAAUUUCAUUGUUAUGCCUAUUGAAGUAUUAAUUGCAAGGUUUGAUUUUUAGUGAAGCUUGGGGUCUGUACUUUGAGCAGACCAAGUCAAGGGAAGAACAGAAAGAAAGUCAGGAGUAGAGUAGCAUCACUUCUCACUUACACUGCUUUCAGGGCUCAUCCAAAGAGUUCCUAGAUACUUGUAAAAUGUCUGAAAUGUUUUCGGUAAAAUACUAAACUUUUCAAUGUUUAGCUCAACUUUUUUGUUCAUUUGGAAGUUUCUCUCCAUCCGAGGACUUAAGCCAGUUUUGGAUUUGUAAGCCCAGAGUACAAUACACCUCCUGGAGGCACCGCCCCAUCCGUUGAAGCAAAGGAUGUGCAUGGGGUGGAAGGACGGCUUCAAACCUGGGACUCAGAUGCCUUGAGAACAAAUAGAUUGUUACAGCCCUGGGCUGCUGCAUGAUCACACUUCCUCGAGGCUCUUGCUGAGCACAUGCCCAAGCAUCUGCCUCUGGAGAGACCGACUCCAAAUGCAGGUGCUUCCAUUGGACCUAGGUUGGAGGCUGCUUUAUAUGAGAAACUCCAGAAAUGGAUGCCAGAAUAUGGAGGCCAAACGUUCUGAGUCCUGGUAAGGACAGUCGCUCUGGGGGUCUUCAUUUUACUGCAGUUCCUGCGCGCCAGUGAAAGAGAGGAGCUAGACCCUGGAAGGCAGAGCUGCAAAUGCUCAUCAUCAUCAGGUCAAUUCUGGAGCUACAAUUUUGUUUCUCACUGGAUGGGGAUGCACUGGUGACUGUAUCAAAUCAAGCAGUCCUUUUAUUCUCUCUCCUUUAGUAUCGAUUUUAAAGGGCAUUAGGCACUAUGGUUCCAGAGUUUCUUGGGGGAAACUUUGCAGAUUCUUACUAAUUGGUUCUGCAAUACUUAAAUAAAUAAUUUUACAAUUAUAAGUUUUCAGAUUAUAACAUUUGUAUUAAUUUUUACUGAUUUUCCAAGAUACUUCUUAGAUUUACUAUUUACAUAGCUUUAUGUACAUUCUCUGUAAAAAGAGACCUCUAAGUAUGAGACUUUACAUGAAAAUGGUACACACAUAUACACUAAUGUUAUCUCCUUAAAUUGCUGCACUAAGGUGCUGGUUAGUAGAGAUGGACGGAGCCUCUCGCGUUUUGCUGUCAGAUGCGUUAAAGGCGCAUGUACCUGCUCUCAGCGCCAGUGCGGCCUCCCCAUCUGCUGGGUGCCCAUGGCCCUCUCUGCAGCCUCAGUGAUGACCUCGUCUGCCAGGGGCACAGGUUUUCAUCAUUUACAGGCUCUAAUGUGCUUGUUUUGUUGGUAGCACGUUAUUUAAUGCAUAAAUGCAGAAUUCUUAAGUUUUUUUCUUUAAAUGUGAACAUAGAUGUAGCACCGACUUUUUAAACUUGAAAAAACUGAUAUGUUAACCUUUAAAAAUAACAUUUGGACACACUAGGAAUUGAUUUUUGUUUACAGAUUGUUAGUCUUUGUUUCUAUGAGAUACUUUUAGUGUGACUUUUAAAAUGUCUUAGAAAUUAAAGUUUUACAAAAAGUGAUUUCAUAUUUGGUUUAUAAGCAUUUAUAUAUGCGGUUUAUUUGUUCUUUUGUUUUUUCCAUCUUAAAUACCAUCAUGGCUAAAACUUAAGGGUAUUUAUAGGCUAAUUCCAUUUCAGUUUUAUAGAGGGCAGUAGUUAUUCUGAUGAAUGCUGAAUUAAGGAAGAAAUGGAUAUUUUCUUUCUCUGUUGUGCAGUUAAUGGUAGAUCAAUUUCUUAUAACCCAAAAUGUAGCAUCCAUAAUUGAUAGCAUGUAUUUUAUUUAAUUACUUGAAUUAUUUAGAUUUGAUUUCUCUAAUUUUUUCCAUAAAAGGACUGAACAGCACCUACUUGUGGUCUGGGCAGCUUAACCCAGAGUUCUUGGAAGAAUAAAUGCUGUUAGCAUCUGGUUAAUUUACUGGCAGACAGAAGCCUACUUAUCAGUGGCUUUCAACUUUUUGACCACAGUAAGAAAUAACCCAUUACACACACACACACACACACACACACACACACACACACUCUCUCUCUCUCUCUCUCUCUCUUUCUCUCUCUGUCUCUCUCUCAGAUACACAUAAGCAAAAAUUUAACAAGACAGUACCCAUUUUUCCUAAGUGUGCAUGCUGGCGUCUUCUGUUUUAUUAUUUUUAAAAAUACUAGACACAGACACUAAGUUAUUUUGUGGCCUCCUAAUAGAUGGCAGACUUUAGUUUGAAAAGCAUCCCUUUGGAAUGUGGUUUGAAAGGAGAAAUAAUACAAAGACCUUUUUGGAGUAUUUUUUUUUUUUUUGGUUUUUGAAUAUUGUUUAGGUAAAAAUUAUUGCUGCAAAUACCACUGAAGCAAAAGUACUGUGUAUGCAAAUUACUUGUUGCACUGUAGAAAAUGUAAUUAAUAUCAGUAGGAGUUCCUAAAACUCACAAAUAUACAAAAUUUCAAAACUUGGUGAUUGAUCCCUAUGUCUUGAAGGAAUAUUAUGCAAUAAACUUACCUUUUCAAGAGAA